Molecule: messenger RNA, 687 nt
Organism: Miscanthus lutarioriparius
Lineage: Eukaryota; Viridiplantae; Streptophyta; Magnoliopsida; Poales; Poaceae
Source: the annotation of a GenBank genome assembly
AUGGGGUUGGGGCGACGAGACUCACGAGGAGGAGGUGUCGGCGGUGGGACGAGGAGCGCUGCCGCGGAAGUUGCCGUGGCGAGAGGUGGUGGAGCUGCCGCUGCGACGGUGACAAUGGAGUUUGCAGUGGACUGCGGCGUGGCGACUGCCCCCACCAGCCCCCCGUGGGGGAGCGGAGAGGAGGGACGCGAAGGCGCAGAGGCUGCUGGACUCAACCUCGACCUUGAUUCUUUUUGGCAGCGCGCCAGGCUCCUCCUCCGGCUCCUGUGUCAGGAUGGCGGUGGCUCCAUGCUUGGAGGAAUCGGGUCCACCAUUGCUCAAGGUAUGACAUUUGGUACUGUUAGUGCCAUGGCACACAGGGUUGUUGAUGCUGUAUUGGGUCCCCGGACCAUUCAGCAUGAGACUGUUGUCUCAGAGGCUGCUGCUCCAGCGAUGGACACUGAUGCUUGCAGCAUCCAUUCUAAGGCCUUCCAAGAUGAGCACGGUGAGACUGAGGAGUUCUUCACUUCAUAUGAUGAAGUUUUUGAGAGUUUUGAUGACAUGAGCCUCCAAGAGAAUCUUCUGAGAGGCAUUUAUGCUUAUGAUCUUGAGAAGCCUUCUGCAAUUCAGCAGAGAGGAAUUGUUCCCUUCUGCAAGGGGCUUGAUGUCAUUCAGCAAGCACAAUUCAUGCGCGCGCUUGGUGAUUAG